AUGGCUUCGGAAAUCGAGAAAGACGACGUUCAGUCGAUUAAAGCGCUUCCGACUGUGAAAAUAGACGUGAUCAAAUAUGACGAAGAGGAACAGAUGGAAGAGGAAGAAGAAAUUCAAGUGAGACAAAUGGAACAAGAAUCGGACAGCAAUUCUGACAGCGGCAGUAGCGUCAGCAGCAGCAGUGUCGAGGACAGUGACGAUGAUUUCGAAUGGGAAAUGAGCACGUCUAAGAUGAAAAAGAAGAAGAGGCACACAGAUGACACCCAGGAUUCUUCUGGUUUGGAGAGCGACGUCGAUGGCAAGACCAAAAAGAAAAGAAAUGUGAGUUGGAAGUUGGAAAGAAACACGAAAACUUGCAUUUUAGAUAAUUGAUCUGGAAGCUAUCGAAAAAAGAUUGGACAGAGACAUCAAGCGGAAGAGGCUCCUCAAGAAACAGAAAAGAGCAGAGGGACAAGCGUCGGACGACGAUGACCUAAUCUGCGAAUUCGAGUCGUCGAGAGUUCAGAAAAACAGGAAGAGAAGACUUUUCCGCCGAAAAAUGGUAAUAUUUUGAAUGUGAUAAAUUUUCAUUAGCACUGAAACUAUAGAUCAAAGGACCCGGAGUGAUUAAAAGAAGACGAAUAAAAAGAACCAGCGUGGAUGUGACUGCUGACUACACGUGCGACACUUUCUAUGAAUUCGGAUCCACUGUCGAGGUAGAAUGAAAGUUGCGAUGCUGUUCUUAAAUUGUUCCAGACGUUGACUACUGAAAUUCAAUGGGGCGACAAAAGGAUAAAUCAAAACGCGCUGAGAAAAGUUUUCAAAGAACUUAACCUUGAGGAGUGCGAAUCGGACAACGAAGGUUUGGAGGAAGAAGAUGAGACUGACUUGAUCUCCCAAAAUCUCAGUGUAUGUACUGACGAGUUUGCUAUCAAUUCAAUUCAAAUUUCGAAUCUCAAAAUAGUUUUUUUUCAGUAUUAUCAAGAUCGGGUUGCGAAAGAACGGAUCAGCCAGAUAAAUAGCUUGAAAGUGAACCCAUUCUCUGAGAAACUGGCCGGAUACAAGUGGGCAUUGCAUUUAUGACGUUAUUUCAAACAUGUUGGUAUUUUUAUAGCAGCCGUAGAUCGACUCAUGGACCCAGCCGCUCACUCGUUCAGAACUAUCAUCCAGAUUCUCUGAACGAGGAAGGAGAUCACAAAAUGCCACAGGCACUAGUUUGGGAACGCCCAUUCAAGUAUGCAUCAGAAGAAACAAGCUGGAAUUCAAGUUUAAUUUCACGGAUUGCAGACACCUGGUUUACCAAUCUUCUCAAUUUGAUACGAAUGAGGAGACGAACGACUUUUUGGAUAAACUUGCGAAGGAGAGAGAAAAGAACUUGGAGCGAGAGCUGCUGGAGGAGGUUAUGCAGAGAGUGCACGAGAAGAUAUCCGACACCAAGUUUUCGCGUUUCAAGUUCUACUCCAACUACUGUUUCGAGCAGAAGCAUUCAGUUCCUGGUCCGUCUUCCGUUCAGCUCAAUUACGGAGACGAAAUGUACGCCUACAAGAAUCAAGAGGACGGCGACGAAUUCAAUGAACCGCUCGUUUUCGGCGCAAAUGAUUUCAUGUAAUAACUUCUGAUCGUUGACGUAUUUUGCUCGCAUUUUUAACAGUUUUAUUGUUUCCAUUGACUUUUCUUCGAAGUAUUGAGCUCGUUAAACUUUUAUGCAGCAAUAAACUGAGUACUAUUUAACAGGUAGCAGUGCUCACAAGUCACAAUCUGCAACAAUUCGCAAUGCUCUCUUUUCUCAUUCGCCUCGUGUUCCUUUUCUCAAUUCUUCUGGUGAGUGAGAAAAUAACUAAUCGAACGUUUAUAAUUCGUUUACAGGCUCUCUUCGUUUCGGCGGACGAAUGCAAGGAAGUGAAGGACGGCGUUAACGUUUGUUGA
Molecule: messenger RNA, 1905 nt
Organism: Caenorhabditis sp. 36 PRJEB53466
Lineage: Eukaryota; Metazoa; Nematoda; Chromadorea; Rhabditida; Rhabditidae
Source: the annotation of a GenBank genome assembly